AUGGCCUUCUCACCGUCGUUGCAGCUGGCGCUGCUCGUCGCCCUCGUCCUGUCCGCCCCGGCGCCCGCCGCUCUCGCGGCCGGCAGCAAGGCCACCCGCAUCCGCCUCUACAUCCACGAGAGGUUCGAGGGCGCGAACGCGACGGUGGCGUCGCCGCUGCUGCGGUCCCCGCUGGGCGGCAACGCCACCUUCGGGGAGCCCGGCGUGAUCGACGACGAGCUCCGCGCCGGCCCGCGCCCCGGGUCCGACCUCGUCGGCAGAUUCCAGGGCUUCUUCGUCGGCACGGACCGGGCCGGGCCGAGCUACCUGUCCACCGUCACGCUCGUGUUCGCCGCCGGGGAGCGCCGCGGGAGCACGCUGACGGUGCAGGGCCAGUACCAUUUCGACUUCGAUGGCGCGGCCGUGGAGCGCGCCGUCGUGGGCGGCACCGGGGUGUUCAGGAUGGCGCGCGGGUACUCCGUCAUGAAGGUCGUGAGCGCGCCGACGCCGCAGACGGUCGUGUUCAGGAUCGACCUGUUCGUGCUCCUGCCCCGCCCCGGCCACUACUUCUAG
Messenger RNA from Triticum turgidum subsp. durum (durum wheat), 552 nucleotides. Lineage: Eukaryota; Viridiplantae; Streptophyta; Magnoliopsida; Poales; Poaceae. The record is from the annotation of a GenBank genome assembly.